UCAUGAUUCUAACGAGUAACAGCUAUCUUUUCCCAAUAUAUUUAAAGUACUUUCUUACCUUUAAUUGUACCAGAUACCUGAUGUUAUACAGAAAAAAUGUUGUCAAAUAGUACAUAGGUACUCUCAGGAAAAUUUGAGUGCUGAAAAAUAGUACGGUUGUCUGAAAAAUAUGUUUAGACUUUUACUUCCGGUUACAUCAUUUGACCUACUUCCACUCCAUAUUGGAAUCAGAGAAUCUACAGUUUGUGUCUAUAUAUUUUGAGCGUUUACUCCGUGGAUCAAGCAAGAAAACCGAAAUAGCUAUGGAAUAACUGUUAUUAAGAAGCAAGCCAUAGUAUGAUGUCAGAUGCAGGCCAACCAAGGCUAGUCAAGGCUGUUUACAACUACAAAGCUACAAAUAAUGAUGAGUUGAAUUUUUCGAAGAAUGAUAUCAUCACAAUUACCCAGAUUGUGGAUGGUGGUUGGUGGGAAGGCACCUUGGGAGGCCUCACUGGUUGGUUUCCUAGCAACUAUGUCAAAGAAAUAAAGAUUGAUGGGAGACCAGGGGUGUCUAGUCCUACGGGUGUCCCAGGUGGGGAUGUCGUACAAAACAAGAAGGAAAGCAUGAUGUUUUAUCACAAUGUUGUCUUACAGAACAUUCUAGAAACUGAGCAGGUCUAUGUGAAAGAACUACAAACUCUGCUACAGAAGUAUUUACUACCAUUGCAGAAGGCAAAUAUCCUCAGUCCAGGAGAAUACAGUCAGCUGUGUGGCAACCUUGAGGAACUGAUCAACUUCCAGCAAGACUUUCUCAACACAAUAGAGGAAUGUGCAAAGUUGCCCAUUCCGCAACAAAGAGUAGGAGGUUUGUUUAUGUCCACAGCACCCAGAAUGAAGGAAGUCUAUGAACAAUACAGUUCCAAUCACCCACAUGCUGUAGCCGUGCUCACCUUAAAAAGGGAAGAACUUAAUACAUUCACUGAAAGCCAGGGGGCAGCACCUCCUGGAUCAAUGACCUUGACAACAAACCUGUCAAAGACUUUCACCAGAUUAGAUAAAUACCCCCAACUUUUAAAAGAACUAGAACGGCAUAUUGAAGAAAGUCACAUUGACAGAGGGGACACACAAAGAGCUAUAGCAGUUUAUAAAGACAUCACAGUGGGAUGUGUUGAACUUAGGAAGAUGAAGGAGUUGGAGUUUGAUAUCAUUUCUAGUUCUAUAAGAGGAUGGGAGGGGGAGGAAAUUACAAAACUUGGAGAUGUGUUACUGCUGUCACAUGUGAGGAUACAAAAGCCUCCAUGUAAAGAAAAACUGGAUCGACUGUUUAUGCUGUUUCAAGGGGUCCUUGUGAUGUUAUCGACUAGUGCAGAUAUGAGCACAUUUACUUAUGAGGGUAAGCUACCAGUUACAAGCGUACGGGUCACCAGAGUCGAAGACCCAGAGAAUCUGUCCUAUAUACUGGAACUCACAGGCAGUAUGAUAGAAAAGAUUUCAGUUUAUUGUAACACAAUGAAUGAUCAGAAAAGAUGGUAUGAUGCAAUAACACAACAAAGCACCCUUCCUCCAAUACCCAGCAAACCCCAAACAAUACAGAUCUCAAGCUCACAUCCGAGCAUCAGUGUUCUCACACCAGCAAAAAUGGCCCAAAUCAUGAGUCCACUGUCGCUUAAAUUGAACAAGACUUGGAGCAUGUCAUGUCUUAGACCAUGUCCACCACUGAGGCCCUCGCAGUUUGUCAAAGAAGAAGGAAAUAAAAGCCCAAGGGGAACUAGGAGGUCAACCAGUAGGAGGAAACAAGCAAGAACAAAAUCUCUGGAAAGAGAAUACUACAUUAGGCCAGAGGACAUCAUUGCCAGUGAAGAUGCCUUAGUGUUGAAAGUAAUAGAAGCUUAUUGUACAAGUGCUAAAACGAGACAUACAGUUAACUCAUCUCUUCUAGAUUGCCCACAAGUUAUUAUUGCAGAGGAAGAGAAGAUUAUAUUUGAGGAUAUCAGAGGGGAUCAAACAAUUAUUGAGGAGAAGAGUCUUGUAGAUACAGUGUAUGCCUUGAAAGAUCAAGUAAAGGACUUGCGACAGGAACAUAAAAAGAUGCGCAAAGAAUUAGAUGAUGAGAAAAAAGCGAGAAAGAGACUUGAACUUAUGAUUCGUAAAUCACUUCGUAGUUUAGUUGAAACUGCUUGGGAGGAAAGCAAUGGGGCAGGAGCUCACAUGGCCUCAAUGUGAAAAGUUGGAUGGGAGAGAAGUUUGGUAUUUUCACUGCAAUAUUGAUCACAUGACUGCAAUGUGAGGAACUUGAUUGGAGAUGUCAGUUUGACAAAAACAUUGCAAUAGUGAUCACUUGGCUUCAGCAUGAUUGUUUUGAAAUGUAAAAUAGAGUGAAAACAUGAGGAUUUAGCAAGGAAUAAAAUGCAUAGGCAUAUAGUCAUCACUCUAAAUUGUAUAGAAAUGUAGAAAAUCAAGCAGU
This is a messenger RNA of Owenia fusiformis, 2443 nucleotides long. NCBI's taxonomy places the organism in Eukaryota, Metazoa, Annelida, Polychaeta, Sabellida, Oweniidae. The record is from the annotation of a GenBank genome assembly.